AAACUUCAGACAACGUUUGUUCGCAGUACACGAGUUUCAUUACUUGAACGUGCUUCCAGUCGGAGUACGUAUGGUGUAUGACGACUUAGACUGUACCUUCAAAUGCCUUUACCAUCCUACAUGUAUUUCUGUGAAUCUGGUCGCUGAAGGAGGACUGUGGUGUGAGCUACUGUCGUCUGAUAAGUACAGCAAUCCCAAGGAGUUCAAACAAAACAAGAGCUCGCAUCAUUAUCAAAUUAUCUCGCCUUGUUCCAACAAUCCAUGCGACAAUGGUGGGACUUGCGUGGCCUACCACGAGGAUGAGACGUUUAAAUGCAUAUGCAAAAGUGGUUUCAUCGGAGAACAAUGUGAGAAAGACAUAGAUGAGUGUUCUACAGGAAAUGACAACUGCAGUGCUAACUCUGAGUGCAGCAAUACCAAGGGUUCGUACAGUUGUACUUGUAAACCGGGAUAUUCUGGAGAUGGACGAACUUGUAAAGAUUUCGACGAAUGUUCAACUGCAGAAACCCACAACUGCUACGCUGAUGCAGUAUGCAACAAUACCAUGGGAUCGUACACCUGUUCAUGCAAAACUGGAUACUUUGGAGAUGGAUGGACUUGCAAAGAUAUUGAUGAAUGUGCUACAGGAAAACAGAAGUGUAGUGCUGAUGCAGAGUGCAAUAAUACCAAGGGAUCGUACAACUGUACAUGUAAACCUGGAUAUUCUGGAGAUGGACGGACUUGCAAUGUAUCGACGUGCAAAGAAAUUUACGCCAAGAAUAUAUCGAACGUGAGUGGAGUGAUGACGCUGUACCUCGAUUCAAAACCGGUUUCCAUUUUCUGUCAUAUGGGAAAUUUUGGUUGUGGAGAUGGAGGAUGGACUCCAGUUAUGAAAACUGAUGGCAAUAAGGUUACUUUCCAUUACAAUUCUAGCCUUUGGAUAAGCAAGUCUGACUAUAACCUUCCAGGAGGUGCGACUGGUUUUGACAGGCAAGAGACCAAGUUACCAACUUUUUGGAACACACCCUUCGAGAAAAUCUGUCUCGGUAUGAAGAUCGAUAACCUUACUAACUUCAUUUUAGUCAAUAAGACGGCUGUCUCGCUACAUUCGCUGAUAGCUGACGGGAAAUAUCGCAACACGUCGCUGGGUCUCACGUUGUGGAAAUCGCUAAUUGGCUCCAACGCCUCUUUGCAGACCAGCUGUGUAAGAGAAGGGUUCAAUGCUGUGUGUAGCGACAAAAAAGCGUCAAAAGCGAGAAUCGGGAUCAUUGCUGACGAUAAAGAAGACUGCAGCGACUGUGAUUCUAGAAUUGGAUUUGGUACAGGGGGAUAUCAGGAUGAUAAUCACACUUGCGGAAACGAAGCAACAUACUCCCCAGACAAUGGAAGUAGGCACAUCAAAGCCAUGGGAUAUAUCUUGGUGCAGUAACUCUCACUGCCUCCCUACCCUUUAUGCAAAAACGUCCUUGACUGUUUCGCAUGCUCAGAUAUCAGUGCACUUAAAAAAUAGCUUCAAAAUAGGAUUGAAAAGCGCUUAUAGGAAGCCUCUGUAGUAAUAAAACGAUUUGAUUAGUUUCGCCUAUUCAAUGUUUGAUCAGCGAUCUCCGUCAUAUAUACAUAUAUCAAAGAGAGCGUCAUUUACACGUAUGUCAAAGAGACAGCUUCAAAGGGCUUCUUUGGAGAGUCCAUCAGGACCGGGAUCAACAAGAAAAUGAAGGAUGCGAUGAUACAGACUAUUCGUAUUUAACAAUGUUUUAACCAUGUUUAAAACCAUCGGAAUAAAAGCAUUGUCCUCUAAGACAAAUAUCGCACACCCAAAGUGAACUGUUGCCUCUCCACACCUGAUAUCUAAUGGACACUUCCUCUCCUUAAACUCACCAAGGCUGCCGAAAAAACAAGUCCAUAACCACGUGCGUUCCAGGAAAGGAAUGGAAAGACCACAACUACAUAGGAACCUUUAAGAUGAAUCAUUGAAUACUGAAAACAAUAACAAAUAAAAUAAAAAUAGGACCAA
Messenger RNA from Pocillopora damicornis (cauliflower coral), 1993 nucleotides. RefSeq lists its product as uncharacterized. Gene Ontology annotation, molecular function: heparin binding; calcium ion binding. NCBI's taxonomy places the organism in Eukaryota, Metazoa, Cnidaria, Anthozoa, Scleractinia, Pocilloporidae. The record is from RefSeq and is a predicted model, not a curated record.